Messenger RNA from Schizophyllum commune H4-8, 765 nucleotides. RefSeq lists its product as uncharacterized. The record is from RefSeq and is a predicted model, not a curated record. The coding region runs from base 18 to 644 and encodes 208 amino acids. NCBI's taxonomy places the organism in Eukaryota, Fungi, Basidiomycota, Agaricomycetes, Agaricales, Schizophyllaceae. The transcript is spliced from 3 exons.
CAGACUCGAAGUUCAUCAUGAGCCUCACCACCGCCCUUCGCAGCCUCUCGCGUGCCCCAGUGCGGCCAGCGGUGCGCCUCUUUACUGUCUUUGCACCUUCAGGAUCAACUCCAUGGUUUGUCGACCCCGCGGAAACUACAACACGGCGUGCACCUCUCGAAGUCGCUGAGGAAGCACCGCCUGUACCGGACGCUGCCCCCACGCCGCUCAAAGCUCUCAGGCAAUCGCUUGUGAAGUCGCCCCACCUCGAUCGCGCAUCUGUGGUCGUUGCACCGCAUAAUGAGCUUUUGCCGGAGUCUGGGGAACCACCAGUAAGGGAAAGGCGGCAUGGAGUAAGACGCAAGCGGGGAGGGAACUAUUCUGGCGAGACGCUGUACGAAGAUACGGGAGGGAUCUGGGAUUGGGUGAUGCUGGCGCAGGUGAAGGAAGGAACAGAGAACCGUGGAGGUAUCGAGGCCGUCGUAAGAGAUGUGCACAGAACGCUCUCCACGCUCGACCCGCCCAUCACCCUCCCUACUCACCACAAGCGCGGCGAGCACAACGGUUGGGCAAUGAUCGACGCUGGCAAUUUCGCCGUACACAUCAUGAGCAAACCCGCGCGCGACAAGUACUUUGGUUCAGCUCUCGCGCGCCUCAGGCAAUAGAUACUCUCCUACAUACUGCAACUCCGCCUCUACCACGCAACCUCCUCUACACCGCAACCACAUCUCUGUACCAUAAAUGCAUGAUCUACUCGCCACAGGGGCGCUUCUCCUCGGUAAUCAU